Lodderomyces theae is the source of this 1101-nucleotide messenger RNA. It is a transcript of the gene ARO4, whose product is annotated as 3-deoxy-7-phosphoheptulonate synthase. The record is from RefSeq and is a predicted model, not a curated record. Bases 1 to 1101 code for a protein of 366 amino acids. Lineage: Eukaryota; Fungi; Ascomycota; Pichiomycetes; Serinales; Debaryomycetaceae. The transcript has a single exon. Gene Ontology annotation, molecular function: 3-deoxy-7-phosphoheptulonate synthase activity. Gene Ontology annotation, biological process: aromatic amino acid biosynthetic process. Gene Ontology annotation, cellular component: cytoplasm.
AUGAGCCAUACACCACUUCCAGCUGAAUACGACGACACUAGGAUUCUUGGCUACGAUGCUUUGGUAGCCCCAGUAGUCUUGCAGAACGAAAUUAAAGCAACUUCAAAGUCCUUGGACGUUGUCAUUAGAGGUCGUUUCGAAUCAUCUCAAAUUCUCAAAGGCAAUGACGAUAGGUGUCUAGUUAUCGUUGGUCCAUGUUCCAUUCACGACACCAAAGCUGCUUUGGAAUAUGCACACCGUUUAAAGAAAUUGAGUGAGGAGUUGAAGGAUGAUUUGUGUAUUAUUAUGAGAGCCUACUUGGAAAAGCCAAGAACUACAGUUGGAUGGAAAGGGUUGAUCAAUGAUCCGGAUGUUGACAACUCUUUUGAUAUCAACAGAGGAUUGAGGAUCUCACGCCAGUUAUACUCGGACUUGACUGAGGCUGGGUUACCAAUUGGAUCUGAAAUGUUGGACACGAUAUCGCCGCAAUACUUUCUGGAUUUCUUGAGUUUCGGUGCCAUUGGUGCUAGAACUACCGAAUCUCAAUUACAUAGGGAGUUGGCCUCUGGCUUAAGCUUCCCCAUUGGGUUCAAGAAUGGUACUGAUGGUGGGUUGAGAGUUGCUUUGGAUGCUGUACAAGCCUCUUCCAAGGGACACCAUUUCAUGGGCGUCACAAAGAAUGGAACUGCUGCCAUCACCACCACCAAAGGUAACGACACCUGUUUCAUAAUUUUGAGAGGUGGUAAGCAAAUCACCAACUUCGAUGCUGAGUCAGUCAAGGCAGCUAAGGAAGCUAUCAGCAAGUCCACCGAUCCAAACAUCAAGUUGAUGGUUGAUUGCUCUCAUGACAACUCAAAGAAGGAUUACAGAAACCAGCCUCACGUGUUGGAAACUGUUGCUGAACAAAUAAGCAAAGGUGACGAAUCAUUGAUUGGUGUCAUGAUUGAGUCACAUAUCAAUGAAGGUAAACAAGGAAUGCCACCAGCUGGUCAAAACAAGGAUGUUUUGAAGUACGGUGUUUCAAUCACUGAUGGAUGUGUUUCUUGGGAAACUACCGUUGACAUGUUGACCAAAUUGAGUAAAGCUGUCCAAGCAAGGAGAAGCUUGAAACAAAAGGCAUAA